CACCUGCAGCGUAAAUUCAAAGCCCUCACUUUAACGAACUUAACCCAUUGGAGCCAUCGCCCACUGAACCUUCUUAUUUCCUCGGUCUCAUCCCAUCUCAAUUUCAACCGUUCUCAGGUUAAAUUAGUUCACUCCCUUAUAUCAUUCUUCAUUUCUUGACUCCUCAAUCCUAAUCACCAAUUUUCACAGAUCACCCAAACUUGGAUACAAAAUCUAAUUGCUCUCAGCUCAACUGUGUCAAUUUGAUUCGGAUAUGGCUUCUUCAAUGCUUUCUUUAGCUUCCGCUUCUCCUUCUGCUUCGCUUUCUAUGCAUGACACUCUCAAGGGAAAGGUGAGGCUUGGAAGUGGCAAUUUGACUGCGUGGUUUCACAAGGAGAAAUCCAAUCCCUUUAUAAACACUAAGUCUUCAGGCAGGAUAUCUAUGGCUGUUGCAGUCAAUGUUUCUCGUUUUGAGGGUAUAACAAUGGCCCCCCCUGAUCCAAUUCUUGGAGUUUCUGAAGCUUUUAAAGCAGACAAUGAUGAAAAGAAACUCAAUCUUGGAGUUGGGGCCUACCGAACUGAAGAGCUACAGCCUUAUGUUCUUAAUGUUGUUAAGAAGGCUGAGAAUCUUAUGCUCGAGAGGGGUGAAUAUAAAGAGUAUCUUCCCAUAGAAGGUUUGGCUGCAUUCAAUAAGGUGACUGCAGAGUUAUUACUUGGAGCAGACAACACAGUGAUAAAGCAACAAAGAGUUGCAACAGUCCAAGGUCUUUCAGGCACUGGUUCUCUUCGUUUAGCUGCGGCUCUCAUUGAGCGAUAUUUUCCAGGGGCAAAAGUCCUGAUAUCAUCUCCAACUUGGGGUAAUCACAAGAAUAUUUUCAAUGAUGCUAGAGUCCCUUGGUCUGAGUACAGAUACUAUGAUCCCAAAACAGUUGGGUUGGAUUUUGAGGGAAUGAUAGCAGACCUAAAGGCAGCCCCUGAAGGAUCAUUUAUUUUGCUUCAUGGCUGUGCUCACAACCCAACUGGUAUAGAUCCAACCCCUGAACAGUGGGAAAAAAUUGCCGAUGUCAUUCAAGAGAAGAACCACAUUCCAUUUUUUGAUGUUGCAUACCAGGGAUUUGCUAGUGGAAGCCUUGAUGCAGAUGCAGCAUCAGUGAGGUUGUUUGCUGCACGUGGAAUGGAGCUUCUGGUAGCUCAGUCAUACAGUAAAAACUUGGGUCUAUAUGCAGAAAGAAUUGGGGCAAUCAAUGUCAUCUGCUCAUCAGUAGAUGCCGCAGCAAGGGUUAAGAGCCAGCUGAAAAGGCUUGCACGACCAAUGUACUCAAAUCCUCCUGUACAUGGGGCUAGGAUUGUUGCCAAUGUUGUUGGGGAUCCAACUCUCUUCGAUGAAUGGAAAGCAGAGAUGGACAUGAUGGCUGGAAGGAUAAAAGGUGUUAGACAGAAAUUAUUUGAUAGUCUUUCUGCAAAAGAUAAGAGUGGGAAGGAUUGGUCUUUUAUAUUAAAGCAGAUUGGCAUGUUCUCCUUCACAGGAUUGAACAAAGCUCAGAGCGAGAAUAUGACCAAUAAGUGGCAUGUUUACAUGACAAAGGAUGGAAGGAUUUCCCUGGCUGGAUUGAAUUUGGCCAAAUGUGAAUACCUUGCAGAUGCAAUUGUUGAUUCAUAUCACAAUGUCAGUUGAAAUGAUAGAAGCAUGAGUUGCUCAUAUUAGAAGCAAACCUUGGAAAGUUUUGGUGAGUUCAAUGUUUUACUGAGCUAAUAUGACUUUAAAUUUUGUAAUAAAUGUUUAAGUCCACCAUCAGAAAUCCCUGUAAUGGGAGAAUUUUAUGUGAGAUUAGUAAUCAUAUUCCAGUCUCUUUUAACA
This is a messenger RNA of Hevea brasiliensis (rubber tree), 1837 nucleotides long. RefSeq names its product aspartate aminotransferase, chloroplastic. Gene Ontology annotation, biological process: biosynthetic process; amino acid metabolic process. Bases 254 to 1654 code for a protein of 466 amino acids. The record is from RefSeq and is a predicted model, not a curated record. NCBI's taxonomy places the organism in Eukaryota, Viridiplantae, Streptophyta, Magnoliopsida, Malpighiales, Euphorbiaceae. Gene Ontology annotation, molecular function: pyridoxal phosphate binding; transaminase activity. The transcript is spliced from 11 exons.